AUGAGUACUAUAACAACACAAUUUGCAACAGUGGUGACAUUUCUUCUAGUGUUGCUAAUCAAAAUAGAAGGACAUUCAAAUUCAGUUAUAAUUCCAACUGAUGAAGUGAACAAAAAUUUGUUCAUUGAUGUUGUGGUUGAGAAAGUUUCUGGGAACGAUAUAUCACCACCUGAUUGUAGUACAAGACCAUGGAUAUGUAGCACUGCACCAUUUCCACCAAAAAGUGUAUGUUGUGGAAACCGUUGUGUUGAUAUUGCAAAAGAUAGAAACAAUUGUGGAUUGUGUGGUGUAAAUUGUCCAUUUAAUUGGCAAUGUUGUAACCGUUUGUGUGUAAAUAUAAACGUAAGCCCUUUUAAUUGUGGUGGAUGUGGAAGGAUAUGUCCUAUUGGAAGUUUAUGUCGAUUUGGUAUUUGUGUUACUUCUUUUGUGAAUCCCGCCCCACCACCACUACUUCCUCCAAUGGAGUAA
Lathyrus sativus (Indian pea) is the source of this 468-nucleotide messenger RNA. The record is from the annotation of a GenBank genome assembly. NCBI's taxonomy places the organism in Eukaryota, Viridiplantae, Streptophyta, Magnoliopsida, Fabales, Fabaceae.